This is a messenger RNA of Dendrobium catenatum, 992 nucleotides long. RefSeq lists its product as uncharacterized. The coding region runs from base 72 to 695 and encodes 207 amino acids. The transcript is spliced from 8 exons. The record is from RefSeq and is a predicted model, not a curated record. NCBI's taxonomy places the organism in Eukaryota, Viridiplantae, Streptophyta, Magnoliopsida, Asparagales, Orchidaceae.
AAACGAACUCGCUAUCCCCAACCUUUACCCACCAAGUCGAUAGUCAUCGGAGCAGAGCGAUCGUGGGUUCGAUGGCUCUCCAUCCGUUACGGUUUUUCAGGACUUGCUUCCCUUCCAUGAUUUUUUCACCCCGAGAGCUCCGAAUUUCCCUUGUCUCCGCCCCCUCUUCGAAGCUUCGCAUUCACCCUGUCUGGCUGAAUAGUAGAGGAGCUCUCUUGCAAGACAGACCAAGAGCAUCGUCUGAAGGGGCUCCAAUUGAAUUGGUUGAAGACCCAAAGUUUGUUCCAUUAAAUGCUGAUGAUCCAGUAUUUGGUCCGCCGGCCUUAUUUCUGAUGGGUUUUGACUCGGCUGAAACAAGUAAGAUGCAAAAAUUCUUAAAAGAGCUGGAUGGUGAAUUUUUGAAGAUUAUUCUUUGCACUGAGGAUAUGCUGAAUCAGUCAAUCUGGGAUGCAGUACAUAGUGAACAGCCGAAUUUAAAAGAUGUAGAGAUUGCAAAAUCUUUGCCAAGAAUUUGCUUUAUGUCUGGUUUAACUGGGGAAGAGAUGAUGAUGUUUAUUGAUGCAUUUCCAGAAAUUGGACUACGGCCAGCUGUUUUCGCUGCUUUGGUACCCAACAGUGCAAAUAAGCUUUUGAAGGAUGUUGCUGAAGAGAUUAUGGGAGAUCAUGAAAUGCUGUCAGCAAAGCAGAUAAGCUGAUCUCCUAUCAUGAAACAAUUUGAAGUGGCAACAAGCUUAACCUCAGAUUAAUCUGCAUAGCCACGAAAAGGACUACGAAGAUGACAUUAUCAGGGUACAACUUCUUUAAUGAAUUUUCUUUCUUUCACUAUUAGGAUGCAGAUAAUAUAAUACAAAAAAUAUGGAUUCAUAUUAAAUUACCCAGAGAUUUACCGUCCUUCAUGAUUUAUCUAUAGUCCUAGCCUGGGCAUUAUGUGACUCUUCCUUAUAUAAGUUUAUGAAGGUGAUUUGCCUGCAAUGCAAGUAUCCUUUAGAAUC